GGUACGACAUCAACAUAACGUUUUUUUUCACCAGUGCAUAGUUUUUCCUUCCUUUCUUCUUCGUGCUCUUCUAGCGUGCGCCGUUUGUUGUCGUCUUCUUUGUUGCGUUUGUAGCCGGUUCGAAAAAUUGCCGCACUGUUUGACCGUGUGCAAGUGUGUGAUUUGUGCGAGUUGCAGGUGUGUCGUCCGCUGUGCGUAUGUGUGUGAGUGUGUGUGUGUGUGCAUUUUCGAGUGCGUGUGACCGCGAGGCGUAGCAAAUUGUGACGCUGCCACAGCUUCCUCCCGGUGGCCGAUAACGGAACGAAACGAGCAAUCACGAUGAAGUCAUUGGUUCGGUUUUCGUCACUCCCGGAGUGACCGUAAAGAAGCGAUCGCGAAAAAUCCGCCGCUGGCCGAAAUUGUUGGAUAGUAGUGGUAGUUGUAGCUUUGGAAAUUUCUAAGCCCCCAGCGGAAAGGGGCCCCCAGUGAAGAAGGAAAAAGGAGAAAAAACCCCGCUCUAUGUCUGUGCCAGUGCCCGGUGUCAGUGAGAGUGUGUGUGUGUGAGUUUGUGAGGAUUAACUUGUGACCUUUGCUUUGGACCGAACCGACCAAAAGACCGCCAUCCACCGUCGUCUCCGUCAUCAACGCACACACCAUCGGAAGACAGCUGUUCGCGCGAAAAAGAUAACGUGCUUGGAGCCCACCCGUAACACCCGGGCGCGCAUGCAGCGGACGAGCGGAGGGGAAGAGCAGCAAGAACACUUCGCACGAGACCGGCUGCCGGUGGUCUGCAGUGUGUGCACAAACCAUUCCGACUGAUGCAAGAUCAGCGGGAUCGAGCUGGAACACCGACAGCGAGCGAUAACAUUAAGCCCGUAAUGAUGAUGAUGUCAAUAACCUGAGGUACACGGCACCCCGGCUGCACUACAUUCCGGCAAAGGUUGGACGCGACGAGCUUCACGCACACUCUACCACGCAACACCCAUCGAUGUGACGCCGAAUGCACCUGCACUUUUCACCCCGCGCCACCCUUUCGAAGCGCGCACCGAAAAACGCGUCGUUGGAUCGACAGUCGAUUGAUGCGCACGACUAAAUUGCCACCGCAAGCCCUGAACCGCCGUUUGGCGUUUGCACCGCGCGUGUGUGUGUGUGUGUGCGUGUUAAUCGACUUUCGGGUGAAGGAAGCACACAGACGGACCACUGCUCGAAGCCAAAGCCAGCAAAGCUUAACCACUGUGGCGUGAUCCCGUGACGCCAGUGCGACGCCCUUUUCGACGGGACCGCGCGCAGUGUACCAGACAUACACACAAAAACAGCACUCGCACACAGCGAGAUAAAGAAAAGAAAAAUCAUUCAAACAUCCCGACGCACCAGUGGUAUCGGAAACGCAUUAACCGUGUGUGUGUGUGAGGGCAGCCCUGCUUCACUCCCCCUUGAAAGGUUGGUGGUCACACGCUCACACGGUCCCGGGACGCGGUGCUGAAAAGCCUCGGAGCGCAUGCAUAUGUUGGAGCUGAUCACCGACAUCGCGAUGGCGUCGUCGUCGAGCCCGAUGGAGAUCAGCGAACCCUUCCGCACGGAGGACCUGUCCAAGACGGACUUUUUCGACUUUGUCACCGGCUCCGCACCGGACAUGGCCAUCAGCAGCAGCAGCAGCAGCAACAGCGGCAGCGGCGGCCCCGGUGGAGGUGGCGGUGGCGGGAGUGGUGCCAACAACAGCAGCAGCAGCGGCAGCAGCAGCAACACCGCAAGCAACAGCAAUACCUGCAACCGUGUCCUGGCGGGUGGAUUGCCCAGCAUGGGCGUGAAUGGAGUGCCCGAUCGACCGCCCGGUGGAAGAAAUGGAGGCGAAGGGUCACCGAUGGAUGGAGCACCCGCGAACCGAGUGGCCGGCAGCACCGUGCCCGAUGCGAACGAUCAACCGCUGCAGGGAUUCGAUCAGUUCUGGGGUCCAGACAAAGAUGCCAACCGGUUGGAUCCGGCCAUGUUUGAGGAUCUGAAUCGCUAUUGCUGGAUACAGCAGAGCAACACUGCCAGCGCACCGGCCAGCAACAGCACCAGCAACAAUGCCACCAACAGCAACACUAACAACAGCAACAAUGGAGCACUCAACAACCAAGUUGCCGAUACAGAUGGACAGAUCUACACACUAACAGUAUUAAAUGGAGCGCCGGAACCGUGGGUACUACGGAAGGACCCGAAUGGGUCGGAACCAGCGGCUCCCGCUUCCAAUCUCGAUCUCGACACCAUUCUGGGCGGAUUCCCGGGCUACGUCAAGACGGAAUGCUUCUCCUACGACGACAGUGGCUUCGGGACGGAUCAUCACGCAAAGGAAGAUCCGCACCAUCAGCAGCAGCAGCAGCAGCAGCAGCAGCAACAUCAACAUCUUCAGCUAGUUCAGCAACAUGCGGCCCACCACGCCCACACACAACCUCAACUCCAACAAGUACAAUCUCAACAGCAGCAGCAGCAGAUGCCUGUUACGUCCAGCAACAUCGUCCUGUCGAGCCAGCUGCUUGACCCCAACAGUGUGCUGGCGUACCAGAACAACAACAACAACGACUGGCAGAUGUCGGACCACAACGUGAUACAGCAGGACACGGCGGAGUCGUUGCUGCGCAGUGCGCUACAGGGCAAGGGCUACACCAAGGGCACCGGGCUGCCGCUGCCCAACGGGACCAUCACCGUGCUACCCGCCACCGGUCACAUGAAGGACGAGGAGCUGCGACGGGUGCUGUACUCGGGCGGCGAUCCGAACGACUCGCUCGCCGCCUAUGCCGACUCCACGCUGGCCAGCACCAUGUACGACGAGUCGGUGUUACACUCGCCCGCUUCCACCAACCAAUCGGCCACCUCCCAGCAGCAGCAGCAGCAGCAUCAACAGCAUCAACACCAGCAACAGUUGGUCGCAUCCACUGGACAGGUGACGGAUCUUGCUACAGGUGGACCAGGUGGUCCCGGAACAGUGGUGGUGGACGACAUGUUCUUCACGCUCGAUACCACCUUCCCGGAGGACUACGAAAAGCUGAAACGGAUAGCGACGGAGGUGCAGCAGUUCUGCACGGACAACAACAACUACACGGAGAUCAUCGUGGAAGCGCCCGCCAUGGGCAACGGAUGCAGUGCCAAUGUCCCUCCCAACGCCCUGAUGCCGAGUGCGAACAACCAUCAACAUCACACGCUGGGCGUACUGUCUCCCACGGGAACCGUCGGCUCGACCCUCAACCGACAGCCCUCCGUUUCGACCACCUCCUCGGACGUAGUAACGACGACCUCCUCGACCAAGCCGAAGGCGCCCCGGGCGAAGAAGUCCUACAAGCGAUCUCUCAGCAACAGUGCGGCCGGAGCAGCCAACUCCAACAACAACAACAACGGUUCCACACUGAACUGUCUCACCAACAACAACAACAACAACACGAGCAUGAGUAACCUCAACACGAUUGCCAGUGGUGGUGGUGCUGGUGCGAUGCUGAGUCCGGGCAGUGCGAACGGCACCGUAUCCUUGGCCACCACUACAACCACCAGCACAACGACAAACACCGCCACCACCAGCCCGACCCAGUGCGGCAACGGGCAGCGCAAGGAGCGCUCCCUGCACUACUGCUCGAUCUGCUCGAAAGGCUUCAAGGACAAGUACUCCGUCAACGUGCACAUACGCACGCACACGGGCGAAAAGCCGUUCGCCUGCUCGCUCUGCGGCAAAAGCUUCCGCCAGAAGGCCCACCUGGCCAAACACUACCAGACGCACCUGGCGCAGAAGAACCCGCCCGGCGGCACGGUCACGAAGCAGAGCAAGCAGAGCCGCCUGUCAACGCCACUGGCGGCGUCGGCCGCGGGCAGCGACCCGAGCACGGGACAAUCGAUGCCGGUCGCUUCCGUCACACCCGUCACGCUGUCCGUGGUGAACGUGGCCGGACCGCUGCCACCGAUGGUGAUCCCACAGGCACAAUCACCGCCGAUGCUGCUCACCGCCACUGCCACCAACAACAACAACACCAACACUGCCACGAUUGUCGCCAGCAGGUGAACGCACACUCAGCCGGCCGCCAUUGCCGUCGCCGCCUACUAAACAAAUUUUACUUUGUUCCUAUUUUAAUGUGUAUUUACGCAAGUGUGUAUGUGUGUGUGUGGGUGCGUUUGCGGACGCAAUCGUCGGAAUGUGAUAGCGCAUUGGGAUUAUUAGGUUGGGGGGGGGAGAUGAAGGGGCCAUUUUUGUUUUGUUUUCGGAACUCUGCAACUCAAAAUUACCUGUGAUGAUAAACGCUGCCUAGCCCCUCCCAUCCCCGGUCGGAAAAUGCCGGCAGCACGCGGAAGACAGUCCGGAACACAGUCCGGAAAUGCAGAGAUACUCUUCUUAUCAUUCGACAUUCUUGCCAUUUUUUGUAGUUUUGUUUAAGUGUGUAAAGCCCGAGUGUAAUGACGCUGCCGGAAACGGUCACUGCCGCCACAGAGUACUUACUGUUGUUUUUUUUUCUCUCUCUCUCUCUCUCCGUUGAUCACGUACAAGGAUAGUUUGCGGGAGCCGUUAAGUGUAUAGUGUGUAAGCGCCGAAUCCGUUCUGUUUGGCGGAAACUUACUUUUGUAUUUACGUACGCAGCGAAUUAGUAGGCUUGUAAGGGUAGUUGCUUAGGAUACUGUAAUGUAUAAGGUUAGCGAAUGUUUUUUUUCUUCUUAGGACAAUUAUUGCUUAUUUGUCUGGACAACGAGUUUCGUUAGACGUGUUUUGUUUUGUUUAUUUUAGAACAAUUUCCCUCGCCCCCCCCCCCAUUUCCUGCCUCAGUUUCCUUCCCCAUAAGUGUUUUAUGUUUUAGUUCCCAACUUUCCUUCACUGUCCAAAUUUUAGUUUGUUGAGCCAAAAUGUUUAGUGUUUUUGGAAGAAAUAGCAGAAUGGUUGUUAAAAAUUGUUUGUUAAAAUUAAUUGUUUGUCUAUAAAAAAUGAAAAAAGAUGGCAAAACUAGACAAAAAACGAGAUUGUUACCGAUAUUAUCUGUGUGUUAGAAGUAAUGUUAGAAGAAAGCUCCACUAGGAUUGAGAUUUAUGUGUUUUGUUGAUUUGUUUCUCCGUUUUGUUACGUUGUUCAAUCUUCAUUUGAUGAGAUUAUUUGAUGAGAUAACCCAAUUACUGCUAGCUAUUUGCAAUCGAGCGCAAAAUUUGCCAUUAGUUCGUAGGGAAUCAAAUUCAUAGGAGAUAGAAGAAAGCUAAGUUCAACGCUUUUCAUCCGUUGAAAGUGUGAUGUCUUAUAAGAGAUUAAACUGUUUUUUUUUUGUGUUUUUCCUGUAAGCAUUCUGUUGAGUUGUUGUCUCAAAGCUCAAACACUAACUAACUAACAAACAAACAAACAAAACGCUUCCACAAUCAGCUGUAAAUACGUGUAUGUGUGUGCGUGUUUUUGGGACCAUUAGCUAAAACACAGCCUAGCGUGUAUCCUGUCGUCGCAGUGUGGACGGACGGACACGCGCUCAAUCUACUCUAAGGCUAUCGUUUCGUUUCGCAUUAGUUCAAAUUUAUUUAAAACCAUAAAUCCGUCCUCUGACCACUCCUCCGCUUGCGCUUGCCGCACAAGGGGGUGGAUUCAGGGCCAGGAGAACGCGGCAAGGAUAGACAAUCGUUAACAUAGUCCUGUAAGACAACGGUACAACCUAAGCGAAUAGCGUUUACUACAUUCAUAUUUCAUAUUUACAUUUACAACACAAAACACCACUUAGUAGUAGUAGAGCACGCGCAAAGCCGCAAAUAUACAGAUGAAACACAUUAUUUUUACUCUCGUUCAGCCUAGGUAAAUAUGUUAAAGUUUGUGUAUUAUUUUUGUUCCACUUUAUGAUAGAGAUAUUUUAUUGGCGCGUUCAAACUAUUGUAUACUUUAUUUGCUAGCGCGUUGAGUGUUCUGGUGAGCAGAACUGGACCGGGAGUGGGGGAGAAAGCGGCUUCAGGUUCCAGUUACGACUCGAGUGCGAUUGGUAAAGCAUCAUUCAGAGAAAGGAUACGAAUAAAAUGUUCUGCAUUGCAACACAAUCAACCAUUUGGUGGGAGUGU
This is a messenger RNA of Anopheles merus, 6012 nucleotides long. RefSeq names its product myb-like protein Q. Gene Ontology annotation, molecular function: RNA polymerase II cis-regulatory region sequence-specific DNA binding; DNA-binding transcription factor activity; histone deacetylase binding. Gene Ontology annotation, cellular component: nucleus; cytoplasm. Bases 1478 to 4006 code for a protein of 842 amino acids. Gene Ontology annotation, biological process: regulation of transcription by RNA polymerase II; cell fate commitment. The transcript is spliced from 7 exons. Lineage: Eukaryota; Metazoa; Arthropoda; Insecta; Diptera; Culicidae. The record is from RefSeq and is a predicted model, not a curated record.